GCGUCCCCAGAGGGAGCCCCUGCGCUCCGCGGCCGGGCGGAGAGCGCAGCCGGGCGCGCCCCAUCCCGCAGCCGGCUCCAGCCGCUCCGCAAGCCCCUGCGCACCCGCCGCCGCCUGCAGCAGGAGGAGCAGAGGGAGGAGGAGGAGGAGGAGGAAGGCAGCAGCAGCAGCCCGCCCGCAGCGGGGCACGCACGUGUGCGCGCAGCCCUCGACGGCCGCCCUCCAGCAUGCUGCGCGGAGCCUCGCAGGGCAGAGCGGCGGAGAGGAGCUGAUCGUGGCCGCGGGAGAAGAGCAGAGGACCGGCUCCGCUGAAACCUCCGUGCGUCCGUCCCAUCAGACCUCCCCAACCCCUCCGAGGGAGCGGCGGUCCCGCAGCAUGGGCGGCCGCAGCCCCCUCGCCGCCGGGCCCCGCGGGGCCGCUGUCCUGGUGCUGCUCCUGGGGUGCGUCGUUCUCUGCUCCGCCGUGGAGGAAAAGAAAGUUUGUCAAGGGACAAAUAACAAGCUGACCCAACUGGGACAUGUGGAAGACCAUUUCACCAGCCUGCAGAGGAUGUACAACAACUGCGAGGUGGUACUCAGCAACCUGGAGAUUACAUAUGUGGAGCACAAUCGUGAUCUCUCUUUCCUGAAGACGAUACAGGAGGUUGCAGGCUACGUGCUCAUCGCGCUUAACAUGGUGGAUGUCAUUCCCCUAGAAAACCUCCAGAUCAUCCGAGGCAAUGUGCUGUAUGACAACUCUUACGCUCUGGCAGUUUUAUCCAAUUACCACAUGAAUAAAACCCAGGGACUCCGAGAGCUGCCAAUGAAACGGUUGUCAGAAAUUCUCAAUGGAGGUGUUAAAAUCAGCAACAACCCCAAACUGUGCAACAUGGACACUGUUCUCUGGAAUGACAUCAUUGACACGAGCAAGAAGCCUCUCACGGUGCUUGAAUUUGCAAGCAACCUGUCUUCUUGUCCCAAAUGCCAUCCGAACUGCACAGAAGAAUACUGCUGGGGCCCUGGCGAACAGAACUGCCAGACAUUAACAAAAGUCAUCUGUGCCCAGCAGUGCUCCGGCCGGUGCAGGGGAAAGGUGCCCAGCGACUGCUGCCACAACCAGUGUGCCGCGGGGUGCACAGGGCCUCGGGAGAGCGACUGCCUGGCAUGCCGCAAGUUUCGGGAUGAUGCUACCUGUAAGGACACAUGUCCGCCAUUGGUCCUGUAUAACCCCACCACCUAUCAGAUGGAUGUCAACCCCGAUGGAAAAUACAGCUUUGGAGCCACUUGUGUGAGGGAAUGUCCACACAACUAUGUGGUGACAGACCACGGCUCCUGCGUUCGCUCCUGCAAUACCGAUACUUAUGAAGUGGAAGAAAACGGUGUUCGGAAGUGUAAAAAGUGUGAUGGGCUAUGCAGCAAAGUGUGCAACGGCAUUGGAAUAGGUGAACUUAAAGGGAUCCUCUCCAUAAAUGCAACAAACAUUGACUCCUUCAAAAAUUGUACUAAGAUCAACGGGGACGUCAGCAUUCUCCCAGUUGCAUUUCUAGGCGAUGCCUUCACGAAGACCCUACCCUUGGACCCCAAGAAGUUGGAUGUCUUCAAAACAGUCAAAGAAAUAUCAGGAUUUUUGUUGAUUCAGGCCUGGCCCGAUAAUGCUACUGAUCUCUAUGCUUUCGAAAAUCUGGAGAUUAUACGAGGCAGAACUAAGCAACAUGGCCAGUAUUCCCUCGCUGUUGUUAACUUGAAAAUACAGUCAUUGGGGCUGCGCUCCCUCAAGGAAAUAAGUGACGGAGAUGUUGCCAUUAUGAAGAACAAGAACCUCUGCUACGCUGACACCAUGGACUGGCGCAGCCUGUUUGCAACUCACAGCCAGAAAACAAAGAUUAUACAGAACAGAAAUAAAAAUGAGUGUGCUGCUGCCAGGCAUGUUUGUGACCCCCUGUGCUCAGACGUGGGCUGCUGGGGCCCCGGACCCUUCCACUGCUUCUCCUGCAGGUUUUUCGAUCGCCAGAAGGAGUGUGUGAAACAGUGCAAUAUCCUGCAAGGGGAGCCAAGAGAGUUUGAAAGGGACUUCAAGUGCCUCCCGUGCCACCCUGAGUGCCUGGUGCAAAACUCCACUGCAUACAACGCAACCUGCACUGGACCUGGCCCUGACAAUUGCAUGAAGUGUGCCCAUUUUAUAGAUGGCCCCCACUGUGUGAAAUCCUGCCCAGCGGGGGUUCUGGGCGAGAAUGACACCCUUGUCUGGAAAUACGCUGAUGGGAAUGCUGUUUGCCAGCUCUGCCAUCCAAACUGUACUCGGGGGUGCAAAGGGCCAGGUCUUGAAGGCUGUCCAAAUGGCUCCAAAAUUCCGUCUAUCGCAGCUGGCGUUGUUGGAGGUCUCCUGUGCCUGGUGGUGAUUGGCUUGGGCAUUGGCCUUUACUUGCGAAGGCGUCACAUCGUCAGAAAGAGGACCCUGCGCCGGCUGCUGCAGGAGAGGGAACUUGUCGAACCACUGACACCCAGCGGGGAGGCACCAAACCAAGCUCAUCUGAGAAUUUUAAAGGAAACAGAAUUUAAAAAGGUCAAAGUUUUAGGCUCUGGAGCUUUUGGCACCGUUUAUAAGGGACUUUGGAUCCCAGAAGGGGAGAAGGUUAAAAUUCCUGUCGCUAUUAAAGAGUUGAGAGAGGCUACAUCACCAAAAGCCAACAAGGAAAUACUUGAUGAAGCUUAUGUGAUGGCUAGUGUUGACAAUCCUCAUGUGUGCCGCUUGUUGGGAAUCUGCCUCACUUCUACAGUUCAGCUUAUCACACAGCUGAUGCCUUAUGGCUGCCUCCUUGAUUACAUUCGAGAGCACAAGGACAACAUCGGCUCCCAGUACCUUCUCAACUGGUGUGUGCAGAUUGCAAAGGGAAUGAACUAUUUGGAGGAGCGUCGCCUGGUGCACCGUGACCUUGCUGCCAGGAAUGUCCUCGUUAAGACUCCUCAACACGUGAAAAUCACGGACUUUGGGCUGGCAAAGCUGCUAGGCGCCGACGAGAAGGAGUAUCACGCUGAGGGAGGCAAGGUUCCUAUUAAAUGGAUGGCCUUGGAGUCAAUUUUACACCGGAUUUACACUCAUCAAAGUGAUGUCUGGAGUUAUGGUGUGACAGUUUGGGAGCUGAUGACAUUUGGGUCCAAGCCCUACGACGGGAUCCCCGCCAGUGAAAUCUCCUCUGUCUUGGAGAAGGGCGAGCGUUUGCCCCAGCCCCCAAUCUGUACUAUCGAUGUGUACAUGAUCAUGGUCAAAUGCUGGAUGAUUGAUGCAGACAGCCGUCCCAAGUUCCGCGAACUGAUAGCAGAGUUCUCGAAAAUGGCCCGUGACCCCUCACGCUAUCUCGUUAUACAGGGAGACGAUAGGAUGCACCUGCCUAGCCCUACAGACUCCAAGUUUUAUCGCACCCUGAUGGAGGAGGAGGACAUGGAAGAUAUAGUGGACGCGGACGAGUAUCUUGUGCCACACCAGGGCUUUUUCAACAGCCCCUCAACAUCCCGCACUCCUCUCUUGAGUUCAUUGAGUGCUACUAGCAACAACUCUGCUACAACGUGCAUUGACAGAAACGGGCAGGGGCACCCUGUGAGGGAAGACAGCUUUGUCCAGAGAUAUAGCUCAGACCCGACAGGCGCUUUCUUGGAGGACAGCAUAGACGAUGGCUUCCUACCAGCCCCAGAGUAUGUAAACCAGUUGGUGCCCAAGAAAGCAUCUGCCUCAGCAGUCCAGAAUCCAAUCUACAACAACUUCUCACUCACAGCAAACUCAAAGGUCCCCACGGACUCCAGCUACCAGAAUUCACACAGCACAGCUGUGGACAACCCUGAGUAUCUCAACACCAACCAGUCUCCACUGGCCAAGACAGUCUUUGAGAGCUCUCCUUACUGGAUCCAGGCGGGCAACCACCAAAUAAAUCUGGACAAUCCUGACUACCAGCAGGACUUCUUACCGAAGGAAACCAAACCUAAUGGUCUUUUGAAAGUUCCUGCGGCAGAGAACCCAGAGUACUUGAGGGUAGCAGCACCAAAAAGUGAAUACAUUGAAGCCUCGGCAUGACCGUAGAGAACUUCUUGCAGCGAGGCAAGCCAGACUCUCGGUGAAUCACCUGGCUGCUGCAAGAACAGAUUCUUGCUCGUAGCAAACAGCGACUGCACUGCAUCAAUAAGCACACCUUUCCUUUUCAGCAUGGGGGCUGAAACUGCGAAGCCUAUCUGAUGGUAGUUUGGGUCUUUUCUUGCCCAUUUCCACGUAAUAACUUAGGCCCAUAGCCUGCAUUUGGAUACAGGUUGGGAAUGGAGUGGGAUAUUCCUGGGCAGAAGAAAUACAGAUGCAUUCCUUUAAUUUUCAAAUGGUAGCAUGGUAAGAAGCCACUCUGGGAUGAACUUGAGAGCUGUACACAUUGUACAGUCAAAUUUCUUUCUACAGACUGUAUUUUUAUAAAUGUUUCUAACAGAAUUUUUGGAUCUUUUACAAGAUCAGAUGCUUGUACUGCUGGUCUGCUAUGUGGUACUCAGAUCACCAGCAGGAAAAAAAAAUAAUGUUACUAAAUAGUUUUCCAAAACUCCUGGAACAGAAACAGUUAUUCCAAACCACCGGAUUUUUACAAAUUGGCUCCAUAUACUGCUUCUUGGCAUGAAGAGAAGUGCAUCUGGGGGACACGUGGGAGAUUCUGCCCAGGGCAGUAUAGAAUGGAUCACUCUGGGGAAGACUAGCACAAGGAGCAAAAUGACAUGACGCAUCACCUAUUGACCACUACUGCUAAAAACUGACAGGAGGAACUCAACUCAAAAUUGUCUGUACAUGGUUAUAAAGUGCUCGCUAGUCUGCUUUCUGAUGGUCAAAUGCAAGACUUUUUUUUCCUGAUCCCUUAUGCAGCUGUCAAGUUGUCAAAAUGCCUUUCUUCUUCAACAAAACUGUUAAAGAUGUUGCCAUAACUGAAAAAUGAAGUGUCAAAUAAUAUUUAACAGACUUUAAUUAAAUGUCAAGGAAAUGCAAAUGGUGGCAAAUUGGAGCAUUCACGAGACAGACUGGAAGAACUAUGGUAAAUUAAACUUGACUAGGGCAAGAAACACAGGUAGUUCUAAUCAAGCAGUUUUAUUUCCCUUCUUAAAGGGGCUCAGAGCAGAAAUCAUUUUCCCUUACACAUUUGGCAAAGAAAAGGGGUAUAUCAGUGUUACACUUUACUCACUUCAAGGCAGAAUACUGCUAAUUGCUGUACCAUGCUGGGGCAGAGGCUGGGGCUGGUCGCCUGUCCCUUUGGCGUUACAUAUCCUGGCAAUGCAGGAGGGACAGUGAGAAUGAAUAAAGGAAAGGAAGAAUAAUCUGGAGUGAUGGAAAAUAUUAUCUCCCUCUUCUGAAACACAGGGCUGCCUAGUGCUUCUUUAAAAUACCCAGCAUCAUCUUCUGUUACCAGUGUGGAAUAGGCAGACUAGGCAAGGCUAAGAUUUUAGCUUCAUAGGAUAAAUCAAUCACAGCAGCAAAAGCAGCUACUCUUUCCAGGGGCCUGUGAUACAGAAUUUCAGAUUCUUCCAUCAUUAACAUUUCUUAUGAAUGUAGGAGGAGUAAAAUGCCUAAAGUGUGAAUUUAGUCAGUAAUUUAGGUGCAUCCCACCAGCAGUUUGGCAGUGCUAUUUAAAUCAAACGACUAGAUCAGAAAGCAAAUGUACAUUUAGUGAUUUUGGUACAAAGGCCCUUGACUAGUUGAACAUUGGCAACUUGCUUGAGGGUAGUAUAAGCAGCUGAGUUGCAGAGGAUAUGUAGUCUAUAUUAAGUAGCAAGAAAUAGUCAAAUUUAUGCCACCACCGUGUUUUGAAUAUAUCAGUAUGUGUUUCAGUUUAAGUAUUGCAUCUGGUGUCCAGGAUCAAGCAGCAAAUCCUCAGAACGUUGUUUUAACUGAUUUAUUGAGGAAUGAAGGAGAAGAAUGGUCAUGUGAAAUGACCCCUUUUAUAAGUAACACUGUGUAAAAUGCAUUAGCAGCUUGUGUGGUUGCAGUAGUUCAUCGGCCACACUGCAGUCUAGGGUAGAGCAAUAUAUUGGGUCAAAAUCCAAAGAUUGUCCUGUUUGGUACAUCUGUGUCACCGUGACCAAGUCCCAGGCACAGCAGUAUGGAGAAUGCAACGUUUCACUUUGAUUAUUACUGGCUUGUAUUUAAAACGCUAACCAAAAUUCAGUUCCCACGUCCAAUUAGUGGCAGAUUUCUCCUUGCAUUCCUGAGAGCAGAUUUGUUGUGUUGCUCUCACAAGCGUGCAACAUGUACACACAGGCAGUGCUGCUUUUCUCCACCCACUGCCCCGGGAGGAAUGUAUAUAAACAAAAAAAAAAAAUCUUAACAGAAAUCACAGAUAAUUUUCACUUUGCUAAAUCUGUUAUGUCUGCAAGCAGAACACUAGAAAAUCACAUAGUGCACGUUCUCCUGCAGAAUCUUUCCGACACUUGUGCAAAAGAAUGUACUGAUGUUUUGGUUUAAUCUAUUAGCUAAAACAAGAAAGUGACUAAGAAGUAGCAAUAUGUAUCACCAGCAUUAUGUAGCAUGAACAUUAUUUAAUAGAGGUUAAUAUGCUUGCCCAUAACAAUUUAGGAGGGAUUCAACAGCGACUCAUUGCUAGAAACAGGGAGAUUCAUCUAAAAAUUAAGCAAUGUAAGUUUGAAAAAGCAUCACUUUUUGAAUGUAUUUCUUUGAUAAGAAAAGUAGGAAAGAGGAAGUAGGACCACAAAGUCUCGACACAAAUGUACAGAUUCUAGAUUGAUGGGAUCACGUAUUUCGUAAAGUAGUUCUGGUAAAUAGGUGUCCUGUAAGCUGUGAUUUGUAAAUCAGCAGCUCAGUAAUGAUUCAAAAACCAGCAAAAUUAAAAAAUGGGCCAUGUGCUGUAGUCUGUGGGCAACACUUGCAAGCGGCAGUGGGAGCCAGUGGGAGCCGGUGGGACCGUGCAGCUGCGUGGCUGUUGCUGGAGGCAUGGGUGCUACACACGGUGAUGCUCGUAGGGUAACAGACAUUACCAAUGUACCAAAUGAUUUCCAGUGAGAUGAAAAAAAAAAUAAAAAAAUAAAAUCAAUAAGCAGCUGAAAUGGUCUGUUUUUCCCACUGCAGCUUGCUGACCAUGUAACAGCAAGGACCCCCAUGCAGGUCACAGGCGCUCAUAAAGGCAAACAUGGUUAGGCAGCAUUUCAUGGAACCUUGCUGAUGCAGUGUUGCAUGGAGUUUAGGCUACGGAAUGGGACAUAAAAGUUGUGUUUUUACAAAUAAUAGAAAAAAUAAAUACACUGCAUCUGGAGAGCUUGCAUAAAUCGGCAUCUAAAAAUAACUUGACAGUUCCACCAUUGUCUCUCACGAGGUGUGGGUAGAAAAUGCUGGGGUUUAAAAUGCAACUGAAUAGGGAAAUGUAGCAGGCCACAGCCACUUUUAAAAGCUAACAGAGUCUUACCAAUUGAGAAAAUAAAAAUUUCCCUUUUUACUAUAUUUCUCAUGGAAGGCAAAAUAAAACCGCUCACAAAUUACUGCUUAGCAUCUCUUAAUCAUAAAGAAGCAGUUAAUAUGGAACUGCUUUUGCAAUAAUAAUUUAAGACUUUUAAUAACUGCUAAGUACAUGAAAAUGUAAGUCAAGAGUCUUCAUCUUACUUUAAUGUUUUCCAGUGAUCUGUGUACAGUGUCAGCACACUUCAUUUGGGCCUUGGGUUGUUUUCUUCUGCUGCAAAGGGAGUUGGCUUGGGAAAGUUCCUUCAUGUUGCAAUUGGUCUUGUCAGGUAAAUUAAUCCAAGAGGCUGGGGGCUUGCUUUUGUUUCCAGCUGUCAGGCAACAAUGCAGCGAGUUUUCUAGAGAGAGCAGCUGGAAAUAGAUGGUGGUUUCUGGAAUGCCUCAGGGUGAUGACCAGCAUCAUCAGAUGGCCACGUGAAGUCCUGGCAUUAGAAAACACGGUCCCGUGGUUUAUUUGAAAGGAAGGGGCUUGUGUAGGGAGAGUAAUGCCAGGGGAGGGGUGCGGCUGGCCAAUCCAUACACGAGACAGCUGCUGAAUUUGCCCAGGGACAUCAUUGAGGCCACUGACUGUUCCUGCAGGUACAGGUGGCAAUAGACACGUGGCUCCUGUCCCUGCUACCGGCGUGAAGCGAUGGCCUCUUGCAGAGAUUGCUUGUGCAAAGACCAAUGUAUUAUGAGGUGAAUCUCUUCCCUGGGAGACAAAAUGAGGGCUACAACAAUGUCACAGGACCCCAAACCACUUGAAGAGGUGCCUGGGGUGUCCUCAGUCUGUCUGGGGGUGCUCCAGGGUGCUAAGGAGAAACUUUGCAUUUCCAGACAAGUUCUCAUUUUUCAGAUUCAGAGUUCAACAUCUUCUGUUAGUACAACUGCUGCCUCUCCAAAUGAGCAACUAUGGUACUCUGGCUUUUGUUUCCCCCUGCAUUUCUCUGUGAGAUAACAUCUGAAUCAGGACAAAGUAGGAAAAUGUACCUGCGUCCUCCUUUCUGAGGGAAACCGUAUACUCAUGAAAUGUCAAACUCUGUGUAUAACACUUAGCAAGAAUGCUUUGUAAUAUUUUACCACUGGUUCUAAUUUUUAUAUUGGGAUCCCAUUUUCUAGCUUUCUUUUUGUAAGUGUUACCUCUUUGUUCUGACAUACAACUUUUAAGGAGUCUUUUUAAAAUAAUUUAAAAAAAAUUUAAAAAAAAGUUUAUACAGAAGAAAAACACAACACCUUCAAGUAUCUUGUCAAAUGGGCUGCAUUAGGACCAAAGAUGUAACGUCUUGUUUUCUUGCUUUAAAGGAAUAGGGUAUUGAUCACCACUUUCACAGCCUCUCAUUAAAGGGAAAAGCUACAGAUUUCCACUCCUCACUGGGGCUGGGCCAGACCUCCACUGAGCCAGGAGGGCUUGACAGGAGGGUGAAGCCUGUCCAUAGAAAACCAAACCAAAUAUCAGGACCAGGUAUCACUUCAGGGCCAGACCUACAACCUCUACUCUAUUUCAAUUCAUUGUCUACUCAAUGCAAUAGCUAAACAGGGACACAGUCAAGAAAAAAAAAAGAAACAAAUACAUGAUGUUUUGGCUCAGUAUCAGGAAAAAAUACAAUGAUGUGAAGAUGAGACAUGAUGAGAUAACUGCUUUUUAUGUGAGGAAGUGUGUAGGCAGGCAGCGAGACUUGAAACCGAUAACACUUUUGGUUAUGAAUUACUUUAAUUAUGUGGGGGAGUUGAAAUCACGGCGCUUCCGUGAUAGGCUUUCCUUUCUGCCACGUGUCCUGCCUCCAUUUGACAUCAUGUGUUUUGGCAGAUCACCUGUAUUACCAUGGCCACGUGGGCUAAAAGAAUUGCAGGUCGGUCAGAGGUACUGUGUGCAACCCCUCCUUCCUAUACAGGGGAGAGAAGAGUGCAGCGAUAGUAGGCUGUACCACCGUGGGAGGGCAAGCAAACCCUCAGUAGCAUCCAAACAAAGGGUUUCCUGAGGAAAAAUUGGUAACUGGAGACCUAGCCGGCAAAAGACACGCCACUUCUUGCACUGCUGAAGUCAGCAGGCAAAAUGCCUUCAGCCAAGAUUCAGAGCUGGUGCUCCACCAAUUUUGCACUCAUCCUCUUACGUGGUGCAGAUGGGGCUGUCUGGAUGCACGACAGCGUGGGCUUUCUGGUCUCUCUGUACCUCUUGCCUUGAAGUAAUGGAUUUUUGAGAUUAAUAAGGUGAAAACCAGAAAUCAAACCUGCAGCUAAAAACUGGACUGGUUGAAGGUGGUGUUCCUAUGUAGCUGAUAUAGUACAUCAUUUCCAUUUGCGCUGGAAUUUAUCCAGACCCUUUUCCUUACCUCUCACAAGCUAGCUGAAGAAUGUGCAUUUGCAACUGCCAUCAACGUCAUCCUCAUAUUUUAUGAAAGGGAAUAAGUGAAGUAGUUGUCUACAAUGGUAGGAGGCUUGGCUCACAUACCUAGGUUGCUUUUUAAAUCCUCCAUUCCUAAUAUCAUUCCCCUUGAAAUUAAUGGGAUAUUUAACUUGAUUACACUGAGAGUAUAAAACAAGGCUAAUGUUGAGUGAUUUUUGAAAAAUCCCUCGCAAUAAUCAGAGAUCCUAUGGAUCCAUUGCCUGUUCUAGGCUGCUUUGUAUUGAUGCAAUCAACCAAGUAUAAGGUAUAAUGUCUUGGUUUCAAUAAACUGUCAAGCAAUAUAUCCAUAGAUACAGACAGUACCCUCGCAGCAUUGUAAAGUUACUCAACUAUGAAAGCACUAUUUGUACAAUAAGAAACUCUUGACUUUUAUAUGGUUUAAUGGUUUAUACUGUUGUUCAAAGAUUGUUUGUAUAUUGAGUGAUAAAAACGAGGUGUAUAUUAUUCUUUUUAAUUGUUUUUAAUUUUUGGAGAACUUUUAUUGUAAUGUACUGUUGUGUUCGGGGGGAAGAAGAAUCAGUGGCUAGCUUUUAGGGUUUGUAGCCAGAGAAGAACUCACAUUAAGGGUUCUUUAUUGAUGGACUUGGAUUUUAAUUAUUAUUUUGUUUUCUGGUAAAAGUUGUCACCUUGGGGAUUUAUCCAGAGCUUAGUGAAGCUAAUAGCGGGACCCUUUCCUCUCUCCAAGACUCUUUGGCUCUCUGCAUGCACAGUGCUGGAGUUUCAUAAUGUGAGCAAUAAUACAGUAUAACACUUGUGACCAUUGGAAGUGCAAUAUGAAAGCCCAGGUGCUGCUUAUCAGGGCACUAAUAAAAGGUGCUCUUUUGAAAUGCAUGGCAGGUUCUUGCUUCACUUUUAUUACAAAAGCAGAGUCACAGUCAAAGCAAUCCCUCAAAAGUUGAUCCAUGUGUCAUUUGGCAGAUAAAGCCAUACCGCUGCCCAUUUACAAAUUGCAUAGCUAUAAGCUGUGCAACAGCAACACAGGGCUCCCUCGUAAGGAAAGGCAAAAUAAAGUCUCCACCAGAGUCAUGCUAGCGACUUAAACUGUUGUACUACGCUAUGCAGAAAGAGAAAUUCUGUUCACAAAGCCAGCCAAAUGAAGCCCCAGGGCCCCCUGAGUACUGCUGUUUCAUUAUCCAACUGGUGGAACAUGUAGCAAAAAUUAAAGGAAUUACAGGGUCCUCUAUGUAACAGAGCAAAAUACACUGGGUUGACAAGAUAGUAAAGAAGAGAGGAGCUGGAACUGUCAGUACACAUUCAGCCUGGAUAAGUCCCUGGUUUCAUGAUUAGUAAAUUAAAUUAAAUAAUUUUUGUCUUUAUAGAUGAACUUUGUACACAGGAAAAAAAAGCCACUACAGCACCUUUCUCAUUUUCAUCUUUCCAUCCAGUCCCUUCCAAUACGUAGGCUGCAUGUUUUACCAGCUCAACUUAUUUUAUGCAGAAAUGACGUAGUCUUAAUCUUCAUAUUACCGGUUCUCAGAAAUGUCUAAUGCGUAUUAAUGCAUGAUAUUUUUAUUUUAAUAAAAGUAAUUAAAUAAGUCUUUA
Molecule: messenger RNA, 11384 nt
Organism: Grus americana (Whooping crane)
Lineage: Eukaryota; Metazoa; Chordata; Aves; Gruiformes; Gruidae
Gene: EGFR
Product: epidermal growth factor receptor
Exons: 28
Coding region: 377-4045 (1222 amino acids)
Biological process (GO): positive regulation of kinase activity; negative regulation of apoptotic process; positive regulation of epithelial cell proliferation
Cellular component (GO): signaling receptor complex; basal plasma membrane
Molecular function (GO): epidermal growth factor binding; epidermal growth factor receptor activity; ATP binding
Source: RefSeq, a predicted model, not a curated record